Messenger RNA from Cydia strobilella, 4027 nucleotides. RefSeq lists its product as uncharacterized. The coding region runs from base 248 to 2539 and encodes 763 amino acids. Gene Ontology annotation, cellular component: plasma membrane. The record is from RefSeq and is a predicted model, not a curated record. Lineage: Eukaryota; Metazoa; Arthropoda; Insecta; Lepidoptera; Tortricidae. The transcript is spliced from 14 exons.
UUCCGCGGCUUGGUAUAGCGCGGUCCUACUAUAUAUCCACUAGUUUAAGUCGCGCCAAUUCAACAAUCGCGCUAGUUUGUUUACAGUGACGUGUGUGUAACUAAUUUCUAAACGUACCUACUCUUAUAGUGACCGUCCCAUCACGAAUGGAUGAAACACGGUGUCAAACAUUAAACUAUUAAGUGCUGUGUAACACGAUAAAUAUGGAUUCAAACAUACACUAAGUGCAGUUAAACUGUGUCCGAAGAUGGAUGGUGGUAUUCUGAGCUCCCCGCGAAACAGAUUCCAAACACAACUGAAGAAUGCUGCGAGUGCUUUAUGCUCUAGGAAGCAAAGGAGAAGCGAAGACAUAUCGGCCGCGGUGUUUAGUUCCGCUCGCCCUCACACAUAUCCUCGGGCGACAUCGACCAAACGGUCCGCCUUAUCGUGCAGAAUAGAGCCUCUUGUUUGCGAACAGCAGGCCAUCGCGUUAGAGACUAGUGAACCGUUCAUAGCUGACGUCAUUCAUGUCUAUGCUACAAAAUCUAAUGGAGUCUUUAAAGGAACUUUGGCCAGAGAGGUAGCGAAUGCUUGGGAGAGAAAGGUGGGCAAGCCAGACCAGCCGGCGCCCGCCAAUCGCGUCAAAAGCCUUUUCUACGACAUCCAGCUAUAUCCGACCGAUCCCCAAGUGUUCGAAAUGCUGGUCUGCGCCAGACAGUGUGCGCGACGCAAGUCGCUCACACUUACAUUCGGCGAGUUCUGCGUGUUCGCGGCCGAGCUGCGAAGGCAUUCGAGGCAGGUCAGACAGAGUCCAAACAAACCGGAGUCACCGCAGUGGAACGUAGAGAAAGAGUUUAGGGAGAGGGAGACUAUAUGCAAACCCAAUAUCGGCAGCGAGGCAUCGUCACUGGACUGCGAAGUGUUCCUCGGAGGGUCUUGCAACCCCACCACCUGGCGGAAAGAGAUCGCUAUACCUAAACUGAAAAAGAUGGGCAUCACGUACUUCAACCCUCAAGUGGAGAACUGGUCGACGGAGCUGAUGGAGCGCGAGCACCGUGCUAAGUCGGAUGCGCGCGCGCUAUUGUUCGUGCUGGACAGCGAGACGCGCGCCAUCGCGGCCAGCGUCGAGGCGGCGCUCAUCGCCGCCACGCCCAAGCUGCUGCUGCUCGUCAUGCGCCCCUACUCGCGUCACCAGAAGAUCGCCCAGGAGGCUAUCACUGAUGAAGAGUACAUUGAGUUAUCGCGAGCGCGUGCGACGUUAAAAGAAGCCGUAGAGAGGAGAGGUUUACCCACGUUCCAUGACAUUUCGUCGGCGCUCGACAGCGCCGGCGACGUGCUCCGAGGGCGGAACCUAACACACCCGCGCCACAACAUCGGCAACUACAUCCACCGCCUGCGGCGGCUGUACGACGCGGCGGGCGGCCGGAGCUCCAAGCUGCCGCGCCAGCGCGCCGUGGACGCGCUGCAGGAGGCCACGCGGGUGCCGCGGGACAUCGCCGAGAGGAGCCUGCCCGCUGCCGUCGACCCUGUAGACUUUGACACGUUCUGCGCGGCCGUUGCUGAAAUCGCAGCUGACUCAGGGCCCAGUCAGUCGCCGCGGGCAGAGGGGGUGGCCGCUCGCCUGCGGCGCGCCUUCCGUUCCUUCUGCGUCAGGUUCUCUCCGCUCGCUGCCGAGAGUCAAAGCCGGAAUGGCCGAGAGGAAGCGGGAGCGACGGCCGGCGCGGAGGCGGAGCGCGGCGUGGCGAGCUCGCCGCCCGCCGGCCUGCGCGUGCACAACGCACGGCUGCGCUCUUGCGGGCGCAAACUUCCUCUCCUUAUACCCAAGAACGGCGGGAACAGAAGUGAACCCGAGAGCGGUGGUGACUCGGUGCUGACGCCCGGCACGGAGCGUCGGCUUGAGGCGCUCCCGGCCAUGCUGGGGGCGGCCACCUACGACGUCUACCUCGGCGGAACCUUCCCGUCCGGCGGCACCCGUCCCGACGAGACGCUGCGCCGCGAGGGCUACACGUACAUAAUGCCGCGGCCCAACGACUACGCACGCAUGUAUUCGGCGCCCGCGCGACGCUCGGCUCCCGCACACCCCGAGUCGCCGCGGCGCGACAAGAAGCCGCGGCCCAUGUCGCCCGAGUCAUCCGAGGACGUGACGCUGCGCUCGCGCGACACGGACUCCGCAACCGCGCCCGCCGGCGACCGCCUCAGUGCCAGCGAUUUCUACAACGUCACCGAUGACGUCACGCCGCAGCCCUUCAAAGGAACGUUCGACGAGGACCAGUUGCUGGGGUCGCGCGUGCUCGUGUUCUCGAUCAGCGCGGAGGCGCCGUGUUUCGCGACCAUGGUGCUGGCGGCGCACUACAUGGGCUUGCAGACCUCCAAGACGGUGCUCAUCGUGCAGCCCAUGGACCCUGCUGCCUCGCAUCCGUACAGCAAAGUAGCCGUGCAGGAUUACAACCGAGGGCGGACGUACUUGUCGGACCUGGCGAAGCGUGAGGGCAUCCCCGUGUUCGACGACGUGGAGGCGGCCAUGGAGUGCGUGCUCUCGCGCCUGCGGCCCAACGCGUAGCGCGCGUCAGGGGCGACGACGCGGAGGAUGCUUGCGCGUGCGUGCGUGCGCGCGCGCGACUACAGGUCGCACUGGCUCUCCUUCAUGUUUAGGAUCAGCUGAAGCGGAAUCAUGUCUGACAAUCCUGGACUCGUGGAAUGAGUGCAAACUAUACGGGUGAAUCGUUAAGCGUCGAUACUUACUUCAACAGGAGAUUGUAUACGUGAAUAUAUGAAAAUACGUAGACCGUGCUUGUCUAUACAAUAUUAUGCAGAGACUUGAGUAUACAUCACAUUUUAGUUUUUAUAAUAACAACUUAGGUUUUAAUUUUAGGGAAAAAUAGGCUGACUAAACGGAUUUAACGUGAUUACAAUCGCCUGUUGCAAUGAUACUGUAUUUGGACUCGGAAACGACUUCUUUGAUGAAGGUGACACUCUGUUUAACAAAUCAGGCUGUGUAUAUGACUAAGCCGCAUGCACUCAGUCAGACACAUCGAUUGAUAAAACGCAGGGGUCGUCGGCAAGCUUACAAUCGUUAAAUGUCAACUCCAGUCCGAAAGUAGAUUAUUUUAUGGUUAUUGGUUUAUUGCCUGAUUUAAAAUUUGGAAAUGAUCACGCGACUUUUUGGACACAUCUGCGUCAUGCCGAUACAUUUUUUACUUUCCGAUUCGCGUUAACAAUUUACGUUUUCAUCACACUUGCUCGAAAAAGAUCUUAUUUCAUGUAGGUGUACUGGCUAAGGCCUAUAUUGUUUCCGCAGGAGUUAUGAAUUCUGAAAAAAAAAGCUAUAACUCACGAGGGAGUUAUAGCUUUUUUUAAAUUAUGUCACUAAUUCAAUACGAACCAAGUAGGUAUGAAUGAGUUGAUAUGGCUAAGUCAUCUACCACUCUCACAACCUUUAGGCCAAUAUAGAGCUGAGUCUAAUGAAUGCAACAUCACAAUGUCGUGAAUCAAGAAUACAGUUAUCCGGCCGCUUCAUGUCUGCCUACACUUAAUAAAUGUUACAGGUAAUCUAAUAUAAUGAAUAUCUAUUAUUUUAACUAUAUGACUAUUUUACAAUUUUAAACAAUUGGAAUCUCAUGUAUUGUGUUGUCCUUAUUUAUGUGCAAGUGUCAAUUUGUGUUAUUCGUUAUAUAGGUAUGUAUAGUCCGAUUCUCACGCUACAUGAAGCAGCUAGUAUCACAAAUUAUGUAAUCCCACUCAUCACAAAUAGUAUCCAUCACGGAACGUUGUUGGCGACGAAGUCUCACACUGCGUGUACUUAUUAAUUACAAGUUUAGUUUAGUACAAAGAUUGUCUCUCUUUAAUUUAGGCACUCUCUAUUGUAUUAUACCUAUUACAUUAUUUUGUAAUGCAUAGGAAUAGGCACUAAAUUUUUAAUGCAAUUGUACUAAGAACAUGUGAGCGAGUAUGAAAGGCGACGGUUUUAAGAGGUAGUGAGGAUACAAGGAUACAACAAAUCUCUGUGAUUAAUUUGUUAGAAAAAUAUAAUAUUAUUUUGAAUUUUCAA